Messenger RNA from Polypterus senegalus (gray bichir), 2018 nucleotides. Its product is annotated as lysophosphatidic acid receptor 6. The transcript has 2 exons. Gene Ontology annotation, biological process: G protein-coupled receptor signaling pathway. The coding region runs from base 377 to 1336 and encodes 319 amino acids. The record is from RefSeq and is a predicted model, not a curated record. Gene Ontology annotation, cellular component: membrane. Gene Ontology annotation, molecular function: G protein-coupled receptor activity; oxysterol binding. Lineage: Eukaryota; Metazoa; Chordata; Cladistia; Polypteriformes; Polypteridae.
UUUCCAUUAAGCUGUAUGCUUUAAUUUAGCAGGCUGGUGUCAGUCUAGUCUGGCCCCCCCGCUUGGCCCCACAGCUUUAUGCACGUUUCCUGUGGCUUCAAUGCUUUCCUCUCUGACAUUUGCACAGAAAAUUCUCAGAACAUUUUUCCAGCCAGAGUCAAAACAGUGAGUUGUCAACUGAGAGCUCGAAGUGUGCAGGUGACGGACAUCUCGGACUGGAAGAUUCUGGCCUAUAAAUUCUGUCAGCACCAUCUCACAUAAGCCUGGAAGAACAAAUAAAGAAAUAAAUAGAAAUACAGAAAAGCUUGAAUCUGUUGAAGAAUGUGACAGAUCUGAAGAACAUCACUUCUGAUAUCAGUCAGGCUUCACUGCAGCCAUGUCGAACUCACCAGAAGGCUGUGGCCAGAUAACGGCAGACUUCCAGUUUAUCCUGUUCCCGGUUGUGUUCAUUCUGGUGUUUGUGUUUGGACUGACUGGAAAUUUGGUGGCUCUUUACGUUUUCAUUUUUAAAAUUACCAAUCACUUGUCUUCCAACACCUACAUCAUCAACCUUGCUGUUGUGGACACCAUGUUCAUCUUCACGCUGCCCUUUCGGAUUCAUUAUCACUUAAACAAGAAUAACUGGAUCUUUGAGAAUGUGACUUGUAAGAUCACGGGGACCCUCUACCACACCAACAUCUACAUAAGCAGCGCCUUUUUAACAUGCAUUUGUGUCGACCGCUACAUUGCCGUCGUCUUUCCCUACACUUACAUUAAGCUUCAGAAAGCCAGAUACAGCAUAAAAGUGAGCAUGCUGGUGUGGGCCAUUGCAGCUGGCUUCAUGCUCUCCUUGUUACUUUAUGCCCCGGAGAUCAACACACAUAACAACAUCACUAACUGCUUUGAAAACUUCACCUCUAAACAGUGGUCUCAGCAAAUGGCGGUCUAUCACAUCUGUGGUUUGCUCUUUGGCUUCCUAAUUCCUUUCACAAUCAUCAUGAUCUGCUACUCUCUAAUUGCCAGACGCAUCUCUAAAAUCCGCACCGGCAGCAGCAGAAAGGCACUUCGGAUCAUUUACAUCACCCUGAGCAUCCUAAUCCUGUGCUUCCUUCCUUAUCACAUCACUCAUCUCCUCUACUUCCUGGCAAGAGUGGGGCACAUCAAGAGCUGCUCCUGCACUGAUGUCCUUUACAAGCUGCGCAGGAUCACCAUGGCCACCGUCAGCCUCAACAGCUGCUUUGAUCCUCUCGUGUAUUAUUUUGCAACGGCCAAAUUCAGCUGGAACAUUUUCAAGAGGCUCAGGCCACCGAGGAAGAAGAGGGUGUACACGAUUUACGAAGCCGACAGCUGCAAGUGAAAUUUCAAUGCAAGCACACACAUGUACACUUACAGAAGCCAAAACCACAAAUGACAAAGGACUUGUUGUGACCACAUGGCACGUCUUCAAGUGCUGGCACAUUUUUGUGCUCCAGAUGUUCUUUUUUUUUUAUAUAAUCAAGGACAGCAUGGUGGUGUAGUGGUUAGUACCCAAGAGUCUGGGCUCAAUGCCCAGCCUUUUCACUUUCUAUGUGGGGUUUUGCCAACACUCCCUGUGUCUGUGUGGAUUUUGCUCUUAGAACAUCAAAAGGGGUAAACUGGGGACUGGUAAUGGAGGCAUCUCCAGUAGGUAUCACUGUUCUGUAAGGACAGGCACCAACUUCCGGCAUUGUGCAUGUUCUCUUAUUCACAACAACAUUUUAUAAACAUAUCAAUCGGUAUACUCAGUUUCCAGGUACUAAAUUUGUUACAAUUUGGGUAAAUGGGACAUAUGGCCUCCCAUAACAGAGACAUGCACUACAAAUGUGAUUGCCCAGUUCUAAAAAUAAAGUGACUUUGAUAUAAGCAUCACUAUUAAUAUAUCCGUGUCAUCAGGUAUGAAAAGUAUUACAUUCUCGGUAUGAUAGCUACCUGCCAUGAACCAGAAAGUUCAACCGUAAAUCAAAAAAAAAAAAGACAAUUUGACAAUGAUAUGGAGUGUAGGUGUCCUGCGGUGGGCUAGA